Messenger RNA from Solanum dulcamara, 848 nucleotides. RefSeq lists its product as uncharacterized. Bases 143 to 700 code for a protein of 185 amino acids. The transcript is spliced from 2 exons. The record is from RefSeq and is a predicted model, not a curated record. NCBI's taxonomy places the organism in Eukaryota, Viridiplantae, Streptophyta, Magnoliopsida, Solanales, Solanaceae. Gene Ontology annotation, molecular function: oxidoreductase activity, acting on a sulfur group of donors, disulfide as acceptor; protein-disulfide reductase activity. Gene Ontology annotation, cellular component: cytoplasm.
CAGCUCCUCAUACAAUCAUCAACAAACACACAUUUAUCACCUCAUCCAUUUUAUCAACAAUAACCCAAAACGAAUACUCUGAAAAAAAUCACACAAACUUCACUCCACUCAGAUUCAGCCACACAAAUCUAUCCACUCUGCCAUGGCUGGUUUGCUGGAAACUAUCGCCGUUCCUCGUGCCGCCGCCGCCACUGCUGCUGCUGCUUUGCCGUCGUCAGCAUCGUUAGCUCCUGUUUCCGGUCGCCGGUCCUCUAUUAAAUUCUCUGUAUUCAAUGGUCUUAAGAUCCAAUCGACUCGUUCAUCAGUGUCCUUUAACUCAUUUACAAAAUCUGUUCAACGUAGAGGAGGAAGAAUCGUCUGUGAAGCUCAGGAUACUGCCGUUCUAGUGCCUGGUGUUAAUGAUCAAACAUGGGAGACUCUUGUUAUGGGGUCUGAUCUACCCGUUCUGGUUGAAUUUUGGGCUCCAUGGUGUGGUCCAUGCCGAAUGAUUCACCCUGUUAUUGAUGAACUAUCACAGGAAUUUGCUGGCAAGUUUAAAUUCUUCAAGGUGAACACGGAUGAAAGUCCUGGCAUAGCGACCAGAUAUGGGAUUCGAAGUAUCCCAACCGUCAUAAUUUUCAAGGAUGGAGAGAAGAAAGAUGCAGUCAUUGGUGCAGUCCCCAAAACAACGUUGACGGCCUCCAUAGAAAAAUUCUUGUAAAAUGGUACAUAUGUAGAUAUGUUGUAUGAGAAUUUAGCUCUUUUAUAUUUUCCCUCUUUGCCUAUGGCACUGCAAGAAUUAUAACUUGAUGAACCUGAGAUUCGUCUGUAUAGUUGUGUCAUAUGCUACGUUUCCUCUUUUGGCAUUA